CCCAAACUGAGGGGAAGAAUUUCUACAAUGAACCAUUGCAACCCCGAGCAUAGCUGCGAUGGCUCUACGGCCGCCCAGUGAGGCCGAACCCCAGGACAAGGUGUGCUACCCGGCCGAGAGCCCCCAGCCCCUGGCUCCCUACUACUCCCCUUUCCCAGCCUAUGGCCACUACAAGAACGCCUUGCCCGCCGCGCAGGAGGACUUCCAACCCUUCGGACAGCUGGACGCCGCGAUGUCCGCAUCUCAGGCCGUGAACCCUUUCCCCUUUGGGGUGGCAUCUCCCUUGCUGAGCCCGGGUCUGGCUCUGCCCAGGGAGCCGCUCUUUGAACUACCUUGGUACAGCAAAUUACCGUUGUGGUACCCAAUUCCCCACCUCCCCAGGGAGGUGCCACUCGCUCUGAAUAGCCACGAGUACACGGGCGCACGCGGGGGUGACGAUUUGGUCCCCGCGAUUGGGCACAGAGACAGUGGUCAGUGCUGGGCACCGGAGACCUUAAUGCCGCUGCUCCCCGUGGAUGCCUCAGCAUUACCUGAGGGGCAGAGGACCUCCCAGCUAGCGUCUUCUCCCAGCAAGCCAUCUGAGGAAAGCCCCAAACCCCUGAACCGAGAGGGCAGGCCGGUUCCUGGUCGUCGUCGUUUCCACUUCACCGAGGAGGAGCUGCAUUUUGUUCUAUACGGGGUCGCGCCCAGCCUGGAGUACUCAGCCAGCCUGCAUCAUGCCAUCUCGGGCCUCUUGGUCCCCACCGACAGUGCCGGGUCUGAGCAGCCUCCUCAAAGUCUGGAUAGAGACUCCCUUCAGCUUCCAGAAGGUCUCCUCCUCACGUGCACGAUGUUGGGAGCAACGCCCCAUUUUGGUGUGUUCUGCAGUAGCUUCCUUGCCAAAGGAAUCAGAUUUGGGCCCUUUCAAGGAAAAGUGAUCAAUGCCAGUGAACUGAAGACCCACUUUGACAAUUCUCUGAUGUGGGAGAUCUUUCAAGACGGCCACCUGAGCCACUUUAUAGAUGGAAGAGAGACAGGGAACUGGAUGUCUUAUGUCAACUGUGCCCGCUUCCCCAAGGAGCAGAACUUGGUUGCUGUUCAGUGUCAAGGACAAAUAUUUUAUGAGAGCUGCAAGGAGAUUCACCAGAACCAAGAGCUGCUUGUGUGGUAUGGAGACUGCUAUGAGAAGUUUCUGGACAUUCCCGUAAGCCUGCAGGUCACUGAGCAGGAUACUCAGUCAGCAGCGCCCAUGGAAGAGUCUACAGAAGGUUACCGAUGCGAGAGAUGUGGAAAAGUGUUCACCUAUAAAUACUACAGAGAUAAGCACCUCAAGUACACACCCUGCGUGGACCAGGGCGACAGGAAGUUCCCCUGUUCACUGUGCAAGCGGUCCUUUGAGAAGCGGGACCGCCUGCGCAUCCAUGUUCUCCAUGUUCACGAGAAGCACCGGCCACACAAGUGCCCUACAUGUGGGAAGUGUUUCUCUCAGUCUUCCAGCCUGAACAAGCACAUGCGAGUGCACUCUGGAGACAGACCGUACCAGUGUGUGUACUGUGCAAAGAAGUUCACUGCCUCCAGCAUCCUCCGCACACACAUCAGGCAGCAUUCCGGGGAAAAGCCCUUCAAGUGCAAGCACUGUGGCAAAUCUUUCGCAUCACAUGCUGCCCACGACAGCCACGUCCGGCGCUCACACAAGGAGGAUGAGGGUGGCACUUGCAGUGUCUGUGGGAAAACCUUCCCCGAUCAAGAGGCCCUGGACUCCCACGGAAAGGUUCACGAAGACUGCUUGCCCCCAGAAUGCGAAACCAUGUGA
Octodon degus (degu) is the source of this 1792-nucleotide messenger RNA. It is a transcript of the gene Prdm14, whose product is annotated as PR/SET domain 14. Gene Ontology annotation, molecular function: protein binding; RNA polymerase II transcription regulatory region sequence-specific DNA binding. Gene Ontology annotation, cellular component: nucleus. Gene Ontology annotation, biological process: regulation of transcription by RNA polymerase II. The record is from RefSeq and is a predicted model, not a curated record. Lineage: Eukaryota; Metazoa; Chordata; Mammalia; Rodentia; Octodontidae. Bases 59 to 1792 code for a protein of 577 amino acids. The transcript is spliced from 8 exons.